This is a messenger RNA of Vairimorpha ceranae, 444 nucleotides long. Its product is annotated as dna replication fork-blocking protein. The record is from RefSeq and is a predicted model, not a curated record. Bases 1 to 444 code for a protein of 147 amino acids. The transcript has a single exon. Lineage: Eukaryota; Fungi; Microsporidia; Nosematidae.
AUGGCCAUCCUUUUAAAGCUGCCGUUUGGGACGGAUUUGAAUAUAUACCAAGUCUUUAGGCAUCGUAAGAAAGCGGAACACCUUCUUGUACUUAAUGAUACGCUCCACUUAAAUAUUAGAGAAGGAUUGCACAAAAAAGUGUUCUACAAGGCCCAGGUCGAUAUCAUGACAUUAGAGGUUAAAAGACCUCAUGAUACCAACCAUUACGGCCAUAAUAGGAUGUAUGAAUUAUGUAAAAAUUAUUUCUUUACAAAAUCCAGAACUAUUGUUAGAGAUCUUGUUGCAGGCUGUAAUACUUGUAAAACAUCACAAUCUUUAAAGCAAAAAGAGCCAUUUAUGCAUGUUGCGGACACCUAUCGCUUUGAGCACAUUAUGAUAGACUUAAUCGAUCUUAAGAGUUAUAAAACAACAAACCUGGGUUUUUUUGUUGAAUACUUAAUGUGA